CGUAUUGAUAAGAGUUAUCAUGAGCGAAAGAAAGAAGGUGCAAAAUGCGUGUGUUAUCGUACUGGGAGAUAUUGGCCGCAGUCCACGGAUGCAGUAUCAUGUGAAGAGCCUUUCGGAGAACGAUUUCUCUGUAGAUUUUAUCGGUUAUGUGCAUUCGUCGCCGUUGGAAGAAAUAAGAACAAGCCCAAAUGUCCGUAUACACAAGCUGAACCCAUUCCCAGAGCUUGAACUGCCGAACGUUCUUAAAUACCUCUUUAAGACGGUAUGGCAAGCGCUAAGUUUACUGAUCACCCUCAUCAGUAUACCGAAACCGAAGUUUAUACUAUGCCAAAAUCCACCGGCCAUUCCUGCUGUGAUUGUGGCGUAUCUUUAUUGCCUGUUUACCCGCUCCAAACUCAUAAUUGAUUGGCACAAUUAUACGUACUCGAUUUUGGCCCUUGAAUCAUCUCAAGAAUCGCCAAUCGUCCGCAUUGCCAAGCAGAUAGAACGAUUUUUCGGGGCCAGGGCAACGGAUAGCUUUUGUGUAACGAAAGCAAUGAAAGACGAUCUUUAUGCCCGUUGGAAUGUUAGAGCAACAGUCUUGUAUGAUCGCCCUCCACAACAAUUCCAGAGCAUCUCCGUCCAGGAAAAGCAUAAUUUUUUUGUACGUCUUGCUGAAAGUAUAAGCGCAUUUCGCACGGAACCUGAACCAGCGGCAAAUGAAGAAAUUGCAGAAUGCACAGCGUUCACUAUCAAGUAUCGUAAUGGAGACGUUAAGCUGCGCGAUUCGAGACCUGGCUUAUUAGUAUCCAGCACUAGCUGGACGCCGGACGAAGACUUUAGUAUGCUAAUCAGUGCGCUGGAUCAGUAUGAGCGGGAUGCGCUAGAACAACCGUCACACUAUCCAGACAUUGUGUGUAUAAUUACCGGCAAAGGGCCGCUGAAGGAAAACUAUCGAAAAAUUGUAAAUUCAAAGUCAUGGAAAAAGGUUAAGCUGGAGAUGCCAUGGUUGGAAAAUGAGGAUUACCCCAAAUUGUUGGCCUGCAGCGAUCUGGGCGUAUGUCUACACUACAGCUCAAGCGGACUCGAUUUACCGAUGAAGGUGGUGGACAUGUUUGGUUGUGGAUUGCCAGUUUGUGCCGUACAUUUCGACUGCAUCGAUGAGUUAGUAAAGCAUGGAGAAAAUGGAUUCGUUUUCCAACACCAUCAGGAACUGGCCGAGCAAAUAGGCCACUGGUUCUACGACUUCCCCAGUAACAUUGCCUUGGCGAACAUGAAGCAGGACAUGCAGAAACACUUGAAAAUUUUUCAGGCACUCCGAUGGACGGAAAACUGGAAGCACGUCGCACUGCCAGUGUUCAAAAACUAA
Anopheles maculipalpis is the source of this 1348-nucleotide messenger RNA. It is a transcript of the gene Alg1, whose product is annotated as chitobiosyldiphosphodolichol beta-mannosyltransferase. Bases 20 to 1348 code for a protein of 442 amino acids. Gene Ontology annotation, molecular function: mannosyltransferase activity. NCBI's taxonomy places the organism in Eukaryota, Metazoa, Arthropoda, Insecta, Diptera, Culicidae. Gene Ontology annotation, cellular component: endoplasmic reticulum. The transcript has 3 exons. The record is from RefSeq and is a predicted model, not a curated record.